Messenger RNA from Angiostrongylus costaricensis, 1527 nucleotides. Lineage: Eukaryota; Metazoa; Nematoda; Chromadorea; Rhabditida; Metastrongylidae. The record is from the annotation of a GenBank genome assembly.
AUGCUGGAUCUGUAUGAUUUAUUGCCUUUUGACAAUCCGGAUGGUGGUGCCUGGAAACAAGGUUGGGAGGUGAAUUACGAUGAAGAUAAGGUCGCUGAAGGCAAAGCCCUCCAGGUUAUCGUCAUACCUCACUCCCAUUGUGAUCCUGGUUGGAUCAAGACCUUCGAGCAGUAUCACCAUGACCAAACGCGAAAAAUCUUAGAUGGAAUGGUCAAACACCUCAGUUCUCCUACGGAAGAUAUGCGUUUUAUUUAUGCCGAGAUAUCAUUCUUCGAACUCUGGUGGAGGGAUCAGAACGAGUCCACCAAGUCAAAAGUUAGGGAGUUACUAACUUCUGGAAAGUUUGAAAUUGUCACAGGAGGAUGGGUAAUGACUGACGAAGCGAAUUCCCAGUACUUUUCCAUCAUUACGGAGCUAUUCGAAGGACAUGAGUGGAUUAGGAAUCAUAUUGGUGGAGAUUUUCGUCCAACAACUCACUGGUCGAUCGAUCCUUUUGGUUUGUCACCGACAUUGCCUUAUCUUCUGGCAGCAGCGAAUAUCACCAACGCUGCUAUUCAAAGGGUACACUACUCAGUGAAAAAGCAUCUCGCAAAAAACAAACAGUUGGAGUUUAUGUGGCGACAACUUUGGGGAGCUCAUGGUAAGACCGAUGUCCGUACUCAUGUGUUUCCUUUUUAUUCCUAUGACGUACCUCAUACAUGCGGACCGGAUCCAAAAAUUUGUUGCCAGUUCGAUUUUAGAAGACUUCCUGGGAGAGGAUCUAGUUGCCCGUGGAAUGUCGAUCCAGAGAAAAUCACUAGAGAAAAUGUUCAGAGACGGGCGUUUUCUCUCUACGAUCAAUACAGAAAGAAAAGUGAACUAUAUAAGACGAACGUCUUGCUAGUACCUCUUGGAGAUGACUUUAGAUAUGUUGAGGAUUUCGAGUGGAUCGAACAAUACCAGAACUAUAUGCUGCUUUUUGAUGAGAUGAAUAACAAUAAGGAUUGGAACGUUAACGCUCGUUUUGGAACAUUGUCAGAUUAUUUCACUGAAUUGGACAGAUCAUUACGUGUGGAGCAGCAGUCACUACCUGUUUUAUCAGGGGAUUUCUUCACUUAUUCAGAUCGGGACGACCAUUAUUGGAGUGGGUACUUUACAUCACGACCGUUUUACAAACAGAUGGAUCGGGUGCUUCAACAUCAAUUACGUGCAGCCGAAAUCCCUUCCACGCCUCCUGGGUUGAUUUUCGCGAAGCUAGUGCAAGCAAGGAGAGCAUUGUCAUUAUUUCAACAUCAUGACGGUGUUACUGGCACGGCGAAAAAUCAUGUAGUGAGAGAUUAUGGUGCUAAAAUGCAUGCUGCUCUCGAAGCUACCGAACAGGUGCUUUCUGAGGGACUCAGCACUCUAAUCGGCCUUCCUGUGGUACCGAGUGGAAAUACUGCCUUGGAUGAGUAUCGAGAGAAAUACGAUUCUUUACCCUUAAGAAGAAGUUACACGGUUGGCGAGUAUGUUUUCACUCUACACCUAUAUGUUUUGUAUUCAUUUUAA